AUGGGAGUGUUUUUCAAUGUCAUUAGACCAAUUGUUAGUCUUAUUCCAACAAUCAAUGAACCAACUAAAAAGAUUGGAUUUAAAGAAAAAUUGAUGUGGACAGGAAUCACAUUAUUAGUGUUUCUUGUUUGUAGUCAAAUUCCAUUAAUUGGAACAGACAUUGUAGGAAAUGAUCCAUUUUAUUGGAUGCGUUUAGUUAUGGCAUCAAAUACUGAAAAUCUCGAUUUGUUCAUACAAGAAAUGUGA
Entamoeba histolytica HM-1:IMSS is the source of this 246-nucleotide messenger RNA. Its product is annotated as Sec61 protein, putative. The transcript has a single exon. NCBI's taxonomy places the organism in Eukaryota, Evosea, Mastigamoebida, Endamoebidae. The coding region runs from base 1 to 246 and encodes 81 amino acids. The record is from RefSeq and is a predicted model, not a curated record.